Messenger RNA from Salarias fasciatus (jewelled blenny), 1696 nucleotides. It is a transcript of the gene dtwd2, whose product is annotated as DTW motif tRNA-uridine aminocarboxypropyltransferase 2. The transcript is spliced from 6 exons. Bases 367 to 1224 code for a protein of 285 amino acids. Lineage: Eukaryota; Metazoa; Chordata; Actinopteri; Blenniiformes; Blenniidae. The record is from RefSeq and is a predicted model, not a curated record.
UGUUGCUUCUUCUGUGCUACCUUACUUUUCUGCCUAAAAACGUAAACAUCCAUGACAUGUCAAAGUAACAGACAUGUUGGUCAAACUAAAAAUUAUAAACAAACUCUGACAACUGAACAAUGUGGCACCUAGCAUAUUAAAGUGGCAUUACAGGAAUAAUACAUAUUGUCCCUUUAAAUCUAGUUUAUUUUGGUUUUGUAUUUUUCUAGAGCUAGUCUGCAUUCUUUUUAAAAAAAUAUCGUGGUAUAAUUGUGUUUUUGUGUCAUAUUUUCUCCUGUUUGAGUGAGCAACCUCAUCGGUUCUAGUUGUUAUAUCUCUAUAUCGAGACUCCUCUGCCGGCUGAGUUAGCUUCGUGCUAACUGCACGAUGGACAAUGUCCCCGGUUCGGUCUCUUCUCUGACCCCCCAAGAAGACGAACCAGAGACCGGUGACGGCUCCUCGGUAGAGGACGGACUGGUGGACGCUUUCGGGGACUUGGCCGCCCUCCCGGUGGAAGUCGGAGAGAGGAGACCGACGUGUUUACGGUGCCGCCGCCCUCAGAAGGUGUGUCUCUGUCCCUUUCUCCCAACACAACCCCUGGAGGUGUCCACGUGUCUGUAUGUGGUGCAGCAUCCCGCAGAGGAGAGUCGAGUUCUCCGCACAGUCCCUCUGCUCGCUGCCUGUUUACCACAAGGGAAAUGCAACGUCAUCGUCGGGAGACGGUUUAAUGAGGAAAAGCACCCGGAGCUGGCUGCGGUGUGUCGGGACAGCAGAACAUUGAUCUUAUACCCGGGGCCCAAAUCCCAGAACCUGGAGGAGUUGGUGCAGUACGAGGACGUGAGCGCCGUCAAACAUAACGUGAUCAUCAUCGACGGGACGUGGAGCCAGGCCAAAAACAUGUUCCUUAAAAACAGCCUCUUCCACCUGCCGAAACAGGUGCAGCUCAACAGGACUCUGUCCAGCCAGUAUGUGAUCCGCACACAACCCUCCAACAUCUGUCUGUCCACACUGGAGUGUGCCGCUGUGGCUCUGUCCAUCCUGGAGCAGGACGAGCGCAUCCAGGAGGUCCUGCUGAGGCCCCUCAACGCCCUGUGCUCCUUCCAGCUGCAGCACGGCGCCCAGAUCCAUCACAGCAAAGAGCACCUGCUGAAGAACGGCAUGUACGACAAACCCAUGCCCAAGAACAAGCGCAAGAUCAAGAGGAUGGAGAAGCUCAUCACCGACCACAACAUCUGCCCCAGAUGAGACGGACUGAGAACGGAGGCCGGCCCCCCCUCGUCUCCUCGCAUCACCGCCGUGUAGGACUGCUAUCACACAGCGGCGUGGAACGGAGGACUUCUACAGGACUUUUAUUUUAUUUUAUUUUAUUUGAACACACUUGUAAUUUAUAUAUUUUUCAUUCGUUCAAAGUGAAAUAAAUGACGAGCUAAAAUCUUACUUGAAGCAGCUGUGUCCACAGGAAAUCAGGUUCAUCAGUUUGUUUGAAAGGAGAAAAGCUGUUUACAUAUUUCCACCCUGACUGUGUUGGUUAUUGUGCGGCCCCAUCAGGAAGGGCUGAAUUUCUAAUAAUAACCAUCUUCUUUCACGUUAACAGUGGGGAAACAAAAAGGGGGAAAAUACCAAAGAAACAAAACACGGCACUGAAAAGAGUUGUGAGUUGUUCUACUCUGUGUGAGGUUUCCACUGCUUCAUCCGAGAGUGAUAAUUUAAUACUUUU